Messenger RNA from Clupea harengus (Atlantic herring), 2228 nucleotides. RefSeq lists its product as uncharacterized. The record is from RefSeq and is a predicted model, not a curated record. Lineage: Eukaryota; Metazoa; Chordata; Actinopteri; Clupeiformes; Clupeidae. Gene Ontology annotation, molecular function: protein binding.
CCUUAUAUUUCCGGCAAGUAAGGUCGUGUUGUGAGAAGCUACGACACGUCGUCUGUGAAGUCCCAGAAAGGACCGAUGAUUAAUCGUCGCAGAUGUCGUCGUUGUUGUUGUACAUUCUGUAUGCACAUGUGAAAACUAUUGUAGAUAAACUUUGUCUGUUCUUACCAAAAGGGGAACUUUGAAUAGAAGUUAAUUUUAGUGGAAGGGUAAGUAUAAACCGAAAUAAAUGGGGGAGGUGAGGAAACUGCACAAGAAGUUGAGGCAGAUUGAGAAUCUGGAGAUCAAGGCUUCUCUAACAACAGAGGAGAGAGUUAAGGUCUCAAAAAAGGUGGAGCUUCGCGCCAGAUUGGCUGAGCUGCUGCUGCAACUUUCUGGCCCCCAGCAAACCCAAAGCAUUGUGGGAGACGAAAGUGAGAAGAUGAAGAGACAAGUGGUGGACAGUCCUGAGGUUCCCCCUGCCCAGUCACCAGCUCCUAAAAUGCCCAGAGCAGCAGCCCCAGAGACAGGGAGAGGACAGGCAGAGGAGGAGUCAGAAGAAGAACCAGCUUCACCGGAUAUUCCAGCCUCAACAGAAACCAGCAGCCGGCAACAACAAGAAUCGGAAUUUUCAUCCCUUAAAGCAUCUUGGGAAGCGACAAAAUUUCGGCUACGAACUCUCGAGGGUCACAGUGACAUAAUCACUUGCGUGGUAGCCGUGGACAACCUUGUGAUCUCUGGCAGCCGCGAUACAACAGUGAAAGUGUGGCAUGUUCCCACGGCAACAGAGCAGCGCAAUCUAGGGGGGCACACUGGUGGGGUCACCGCUCUCUGUGCCCCUCCUCCAGAGUACUGCAGGAAAAUGGCACGGUUCCUGGAUCUCAGUGAAAAGGAGAGAUUUAUCCUCAGUGGCGCCGGUGACUGCUGUGUGAGAAUCUGGGUGUUGAGCUCAGGGCAAUGUGUCAAAUCCAUCUACACCUUCAACGCAGUGACAGCCCUCUGCUUCAUUCCUGAGGGACAUGGAUAUAUCAUCACCGGAUCAGAUGCAGGCAAGGUUCAGGCAUGGAGCUGGCAGUCCAUGGAGAACUGUCAAUCAGUCAACGCUCACGAAGAGGCAGUCACCGCACUACAGUCUCAGGGUCCCCUGGUGUUCAGCGGCUCCGCAGACGGCAGCCUGUGUGUGUGGGAGGUGCAUCCUUCGCACAGGAACCCCCUGCAGCGGCUCCAACAGUGGGGACCCUCGGUGACGGGGUGCGGCGGCACUCAGGCAGGUCGCGGGGGGUCACACCGCGGCCAUCUGGCACUCAGUCCCCGUGGCGACCGUGUCUUCAUGGCCAGCGGCAAAGCCAGCGUGAGGGUCCUGAACUGGAGAACGGGCACAGUGUCCAGAUUGACCAAUCACAGCAGCACGGCCGGGGUGACGGACUGCAUCAAUCAGAUACCUGGCCUUCUGAUUGGCUCCUGUUUUGAUCUUGCCACUGGAGAGAGCACGUUGAACUUGUUCACUCUUCCCCAUUGCAGGUACCUUGUUUCUCUUAUCUCACCUGAGGCACCCAGAAUCCUUUGCUUUUCGACGUGGUGCACCUCAAGCGGAGACCACCGCUGGGUGACUGGCGGUCGGGAGCUGACGGUGUGGGAGCAGCUCCCAUCCAAGACGAAGCAGAAGGGAGACGUUGCAGUGAAGCGGGACAUCCGAUUGGACAGUUCUCUGAUGGAAUCUGAAGAGGACUCCGAUGGGGAAGUGGACGGGGACAGUGAUGACUACAGUGAAGAGGACUCCACGCCCCAGGAUGCUCCUGACACGGAGGGGGUGGCCAACUCCUCGUGGCUGCGAUGCAUUCUCCAGUGACAGCAGGCUGACCGCACCACCACCACUGAACCGGAGAGAGGCGACGCCUCGGAGCGAUGAAGAGGGGCUGGGAGAAGAAAGGAGAGAGGCAGAGGAUCAGAGACAGGAGGAGGGAGGGAUGAAGAAAGAGAGGAGAGAAGGAAAAGGACAGAGAGAGAGAGAAUGAGAGGAGAGAGAGAGACAUUGAGGGAAGCAGAGAGCAGAAAAAGAAGAGCGAGGAGAGGGGGAGCGAAGUGUGACAGAUUGAGUGAGGGGCGACUGAGAAGAGGCAUACGGAGAAAGAGCGAGAGAGAGAGAGAGAGAGAGAGAGAGAGAGAGAAGUGAGGAGGAGAAAACGUAGAGAGCAGAUUGUUUUCCAUGUAAAUGUUGCCUGUUGUUUGCAAUAAAACUGCCAAAUUGUGAA